Messenger RNA from Saccharomycopsis crataegensis, 2208 nucleotides. RefSeq names its product alpha-mannosyltransferase. Bases 1 to 2208 code for a protein of 735 amino acids. The transcript has a single exon. Gene Ontology annotation, biological process: protein O-linked glycosylation. Gene Ontology annotation, cellular component: Golgi apparatus. Gene Ontology annotation, molecular function: alpha-1,3-mannosyltransferase activity. Lineage: Eukaryota; Fungi; Ascomycota; Saccharomycetes; Ascoideales; Saccharomycopsidaceae. The record is from RefSeq and is a predicted model, not a curated record.
AUGAUGAUGGUGCCAACUCUCGGAAACUAUAGAUCACUCGCUACAACUUAUCUAAGCUUUGAAAACUUUGCAGAGGCCAUAAAAAGUCGAUCUAAGGCAAGGAUCGCGAUGUUUCUACUACGUUACGCUCUUGUUAUCGCAGCGUUUAUGGGAUUGUCAUUCUUGUUGUUUCCAAAGCCCGUUGCCCUUUUUUGGUUGAGCGUUGUGGCGACCAUUAGACAUCAAGUGGCCCCAAGAAAAUUCCACGAGGCCAACGCCCUUGAUCCAUACGAGUUAUUAUCGUACUAUUACGAUCUGAUUCAAUUCCAGCAACUAUCGCAUGAUGAAAAAUGCUCGAAAUAUUUCUCAGAAAUCUUCCCUAAAUCACACUGGAAGUUUAGCACUUACGAUAACGAUAUCUUUUGGUUGGAUGCCCUCAGAGAUAAGUACGAAGUGAUCAGAGAUCGUGAAAGAAAUGACUGUGAACAGCUUGGAAAAACUUUUUGCGAAACUUGGUUCAAGUAUGAGUGGGAUGAAAAAACUCAGAAUAACUUGGAUUUCGAAACAGAGAUCUUGAGAUCGAUUCCUCAUUACAAGAUUUUCAACAAGUGUUUUUUGGAUGAAGUGAGAAAAGAAGAUGAAUUGACCGAUAAGACUUUACAAUUGUCUACAAAUAUCGAAGAACAAUUAUUCCCAUGGUUCACCAAAAACAUCAUUGAUUACAAAAACUACGAAACCAAUGCUGGUUUCCAAGAUGUCUUCAAGAAGAGAACUUUCAACUCCUACGUGAAAAAUAUGAAACACAGUUUUACUGGCAAAGGUAUUGCAAUUUCUGCUAGCAAUAACCACUUCAGAUUAUUGUCGGGGUUGAUUGCGUUGUUGAGAGUCCAAGGUAACACUUUACCAAUCGAAAUUAUUUACAGAGAUGAUUUGUCAAUUUGGAAUCAAGAAGAUUUGAUGGAAAUUGCUACUACCGACGAGUUAUUGGACAGUAAUGAAAAAUUGAUGAAAUUAUUCGAUGAAAUCAUUAAAGAUAACAGUGAAGAUUUCAAGCAAGUUAGACAAAUGGUGUACAACUAUAAAAAGUUUUAUGAUCCAGAUAGCGGAGAGAAAUUAUCUUCCAAAGUGGUGAGAUUCCCAAAACAAGAUAUCAGAUUUGUUAACGCUAAACUGGCAAUUAAAGACGAAUAUCAAGACUUGUUCCAAGCCUAUUCUAACAAGUUGAUUGCGUUUUAUUUUUCAUCGUUCAAAGAAGUCAUUUUGAUGGAUAGUGACACGGUUCCAUUAAUCAACCCUGAAUUCUUUUUCAGCGAUGAGAAAUAUUUGAGUAAAAAAGCGUUCUUCUUUAGAGAUCGUGAAAUCCAUGAAAAUUUCCCUCAACAAACCACCAAUUUCUUCAAGAACUUAUUGCCAAACAAGUAUGAUCACGAAUUUUUUAACUUGACCAUGAUUUCUGAAGAACAUAUGGUCAACAAUAGAUUUUUGAAUAGAAGUUUGAAUCACUUGAUGGAAUCUGGUAUUGUGGUCAUUGAUAAAUUCCAGCAUUAUAACGGGGUAUUACUUACUAUGGCCCUUCAAUCUUGGAAACCAAUUUCUCAACCAAUUCACGGGGAAAAGGAGUUGUACUGGCUUGCCCAAUUGGUGGCUUCUGACGAGGAUUUUGAAUUCAAUAAUAACUAUGCGAUUUCUUUAGGUAAAGUGACUCCUAAAUUCAAGAACGUUGUUGAAAAAGAACAAGCUGAUGAAGAUGGCAAUUACGGUACCCAAGCCAAUGAAUUAUGCUCUACCCAUCCUGGACAUAUCUCGGACGACGACAAAACAUUGUAUUGGAUGAAUUCUGGGUUUGAAUUUUGUAAAAAAGAUAAUCGUUUCGAAUUGGAUUUACCAAUUGACUUGAAUUAUUAUGGAUUUUUUGACCCAGACAAUCUCUCAAAGUAUGAAAAGAUGGAUGAUUUCUAUAAAGAUGCUUUGAGAAUCAAUGCUGCGUUGAUUCCACCAUCGACAGAUUAUGAAUACAACAACACCAAGCCUUGGUUUGAACCAAAAAGAAGUUGGGUGAUGACUCAAAAAUGUGAAGGAUACCUUUGGUGUGCCUACGAUUUGAUUGGGGGUGGUGAAUACAAAGGUGAUCAAUACCGAGGUAAAGUGGUGAAUUUUGACUCUAACAUUGAAAGAAUCUAUGACUUUUACGGUGAUUUGUGGAUGUAUUAUUACAAUCUACUUUACUGA